This is a messenger RNA of Drosophila innubila, 5188 nucleotides long. It is a transcript of the gene zfh1, whose product is annotated as zinc finger protein 1. The record is from RefSeq and is a predicted model, not a curated record. The transcript has 5 exons. Gene Ontology annotation, molecular function: RNA polymerase II cis-regulatory region sequence-specific DNA binding; DNA-binding transcription factor activity, RNA polymerase II-specific. Gene Ontology annotation, biological process: anatomical structure development; regulation of transcription by RNA polymerase II. Lineage: Eukaryota; Metazoa; Arthropoda; Insecta; Diptera; Drosophilidae.
AAGAAAAGCUGGAAGAAAAAAAACCUGGUCAGCUCCAUGGCCGCGACACGUGUGUGCACAACAAAUGUCUAACUACGCUGCAAAUUAAAAAAAAAAAGAUUUAAACAAUUUGAACAACAAGAAAUUAGCAAACGCUUGUGAAAUAAGAAAUAUUGAAAAUCGAAAAACUAAUUGUAUAAAAAAGCAUUCCAAUGUUGUCCUGUUUGGCGCCAUCGUCUACACGUUUUGGCCAAGAGGAUAACAUUAUACAGCAGAGCAUGCCAUCGUCCACAGCCUUCUCCAUGCAGUUUCCCUCCUUGGCCUCCAGUUUGCAUCAUCAUCAAACACACAGCAAGCCCAGCAAUGUGGCUGCAAGUGAGGAGCUUGCCACACAUGCGGCAAGUGCCACAGCGAGUGCGGCAGAUGACUUUUUGGUCAAAUGCACGCAAUGCCACAAGCGAUUCAAUGAGUUUCAGUCCCUCAGCGAGCAUAUUGCCAGUGAACAUCCGCAUGACAAGCUCAAUUAUGAGCCACAUCGUGCUGUUGUCGCUGUGCAGCCGGAAAGCGACGCGGAGGAAGAUGAGCAAAGCAAUUUGAGCAGCAACAGUCGACGCUAUGCCAAAUCCCCAUCCAACAAUAACAACAACGAGACAGCCAAGAAUCAAAAUAAUAAUAACAACAACAACAACAGCAAUCACAGAAGCCAACACUCGCCCAUGUGCUCACCUGUUGCCCAAGCACCGCCCAGCGAUCUGUUUGCCCACCUGCCGCAUCCGCCGCCGCAGCUGCCCGCCCAUUUGCACGCCCAGUUUAUGGCCGCCGCCGCCUUGGCCAUGCAAUCGGCACGCUCCGCCAGCUCACCCAGCCAACAGCAGUUGCAGCAGCCGCCACAGCAGUUGCCACAUCAGCAACAUCAGCAGUCACAACAACAGUUACUGCUGCCACCGCCACAGCCCGGCAGCAACAGCAGCGUUGGCAGCAAUUCCGCCUAUGAUCUGGAUUUAAGUGCACCACGUUCCACCUCCAGUCCUGGCUCCGCAGCCGGCGAACUCGCUUCAUCCUUUCCCUGCAUGCAAUGCACGGCGGCAUUUGCCACACGCGAGCAACUCGAGCAGCAUCAGUUGUUGCACUCACCCACGGGACAGCAGACAACACACUCCGUGCCACAGAUCUGCAAAAAAUGCCACAAGGCGUUUGCCAAUGUUUAUCGCCUGCAGCGUCACAUGAUCAGUCACGAUGAGUCGACGGCGUUGCGUAAGUUCAAGUGUGCACUGUGCGAAAAGGCGUUCAAGUUUAAGCAUCACCUCAAGGAGCACGUGCGCAUCCAUUCGGGAGAGAAACCGUUUGGGUGCGACAAGUGCGGCAAGAGAUUCUCGCACUCGGGCAGCUUCUCCUCCCACAUGACAUCCAAGAAGUGCAUCAGCAUGGGUUUAAAGCAGACCAACAACAACAGCAAUCACAACAACAACAACAAUCGACAGAUGCUCAAGACUUUGGAUAAAAAUGUUGAUCAACAACAACAGCAGCAGCAACAACAGCAACAACAAAUGUCUGGCAAGCGUGUCUCCAAGUUGCCAGAGUCGAAUCCUCUGCUGCCCCAUCCCAUGAACUACUUUGCUGGCGAGGCACAGGUGCCGCAGUUGCCAUCGGCUGCAGCGAAUGCAGCUGCUCCCUUUUAUUCCAAUUAUAAUGCCAUGAAUGCGGCGCUGUUGGCAUUUCCCUUUGCGUUCGAUCCGCGUCUGGGUCCCUAUAGCAUUCAGCGAUUGCUGGAGCUGACAGCUGCCGGACAGCAGCAGCAACAACAGCAGCAGCAACAGCAGCUGGAGGAGCAGCAGCAACAACUGGAGGAGCAACAACAACAUGAGCUGCAGGCUCCUCUUUAUGAGCCCAUCAAAGAUGAGGAUGAGACGCCCGAUGAGCCAAAGCUGGUCAUGGAUCUGGAGGAGUCGGAGACCAAGCCAGCCACGCCAGAGUUGCCGCCAGCUGCAGUCAAUGCGAAUAUCCUUUCGCCCAAACAGGAGCAGAGUCGAGAGCCAACGCCAGCGCCGGAAAUGACAGCAGAUUCACCCAAACCAAUUAAGCAGGAGCUGGAGCAGCGGAUAGAGGAGCAGGAGCAAGAGCAAGAGCAGGAGGAGUUGGUAACAUCACAGGACUUGCGCUGCAGUCGCUGCUCCAAGCAGUUCAAUCAUCCCACAGAGCUGGUGCAGCAUGAGAAAGUGCUCUGCGGACUCAUCAAAGAGGAGCUGGAGCAACACUACCAGCAACAACAGCAACAACAACAGCAGCAGCAACAACAGCAGCAAUCCUUUGUCAGCGAUGCAGAUGAAGAUGAGGAGGAUGGCGAGGGGGAGGGGGAGGAGCUGGAACCACGACAGGAUUACAACGCUGGCGGCAGCAGCGACAGCGGCGAGCGCAAAGUCCGCGUACGCACCGCAAUCAACGAGGAGCAGCAACAGCAGCUGAAGCAACAUUAUGCCCACAAUGCGCGUCCAUCGCGUGAUGAGUUCCGGCUGAUUGCCGCCCGUCUCCAGCUGGAUGCACGUGUCGUCCAGGUCUGGUUUCAGAACAAUCGCUCGCGGGAACGCAAAAUGCAGAGCUAUGUGAGCAGCAAUGAAGCAACAAGUGUCCCGGCAAUGACACCACAACAACAACAACAACAGCCACAACACCAACAACAACCACGUGCAGGCGAGGAUCAGCCGCUGGAUUUGUCCUUGAAACGGGAUGCAUCGCCGCUGUAUGGCGUGGCGCCACAGCAGACGACACUGAGUCAGCCGCCCGUUGAUUUCGCCGACAACAUGGCCAUCAAUCUGAGCCGCAAGUUGUCCAGCUCGGCAUCGAUGUCGCCGGCUUCGUUGUCGCCCUGCUCGGGUGGUGCCUCGACGUUGCAACAAACGGCGGCAGCGGCGGCGGCAGCUGCUGCGGCCGCACUCUACUUUGCCCCACCCUCGCCGCCCAGCAUGCAUCAUGAGGCUGUGCCUCCAAUGCAGCCACACAGCGCCGCCGGGCCAAGGGGUCAACCGUUUCCCGGACUGCCGCCGUACAUGAUGCAACGCCUGCCCAUGGAGGCGCUCUUCUCGAUGCGUCCCGGCGGUGAUUAUGCGCCCAAUCCACUAAUGAACAGUAUUAAGCUGCCCGAUUACCGUGGCACCAGCCUGAGUCCCGGUGGAUCCGAGAAGCGUUCCUGGCGCGACGACGAUUCGCGCAUCUCGCACGAGGAUGAUUACGUGAUGGCCGGAGCCGGCGGAUUGUUGCCCCCGAAACCAAAGCGGGCCAAGGCCGAGACCCAUGGACAUGCGGGUGAUCCCGACCUACCCUUCGUGUGCGAUCAGUGCGACAAGGCGUUCGCCAAGCAGAGUUCCCUGGCACGACACAAAUACGAGCAUUCCGGUCAACGACCUUAUCAAUGCAUGGAUUGCCCCAAGGCCUUCAAGCACAAACAUCAUUUGACGGAGCACAAGCGUUUGCAUUCCGGCGAGAAGCCAUUUCAGUGUUCCAAGUGCUUGAAACGAUUCUCGCACUCGGGCAGCUACAGUCAGCACAUGAACCAUCGGUACUCCUAUUGCAAGCCCUACAGGGAAUAGGUAAGCGACACCUCAGUGCCGCCCACCUGCGUCGUAGCCGCCAAUGCCUCCGGAACGGGAACGGGCACGGGAACGCGUGCUCGUCGCGGCCCAGCCUCCAAUUCAGCCAGAGCAAGCAACAACCACAGCAAUCACAACCACAGCAACAACAACAACUAUCCACAUCAGUUGGCUGCCAUGGCAGCUUACCAACAACAUCAGCAGCAGCAGCAGCAACAACAUCGCUUGCAACAUCAUCAACGACUUGCCUGGCCACCGUCCAACGUUAUGUUGCCGCCACCGCCCAGCAACAAUUUGCAGCAGGCAGCGCCGCAGCCACCACCACCAACAGCAGCACCACCGCCUUUACUAAGCGCACCACCGCCGCCGCCGCCUUCGUACUUUGCCAGUCCGUUGCAUCAUCAUGCGGCAUUGAUGGCACCACCGCAUCCGCAUCCACAUCCACAUCCUCUGCAAAAUGAACACUCCUCCGGUCAUGCCUUCAAUUUCUUCAAUGCCAAAAUGUUGCUGAACUAAAACCAGCACACGGCGAAUCGUUAACAUAGGUCUAACAGUCGGCUAACAGCUCACUGUUAACAGUGCACUUAAAUGUUGUACUUAAAAAAAUAACCAAAAACAAGCAAAAAUCUCAAAUUGUGCAGGAACACAAAACAACAAGAACAAACAGAAAAUGUAUAAAUGAUAAACAACAACAACAAAAAAAAAAUAAUCACUUGCAACAUGUUGCAACUGGCAGCCAUCUCAGUAGAGAGCAGAUGUUAUAUUUUUUAUAGCAAUAUUUUAACAUGUCUUUUUAAAGUUGAAGAAACCUUUCGUUUGAGCGAAUUUAUUAUUAUUAUUUUACAUUUUUAUUAUGAUUAAGUUAUAUAUUUUUUGAUAACUAUUUACGUUUAGUUGUAAGAGCAACAUCCCAGUACCAAGUGCUGCGAAAUACUCAAAGCUUUCAUUAUUUCAAUUGUGGCAUGCGACACAUUUAUUAUUAUUUUUUAACAUUAUUACAUUAUAUUCAGCAUUAAUGUAUAUUAUUUCGUUUUAUAUUAUAAUUUCAAUACUAAUUGAAAACGUUAUGAACUUUGGGUUUUACAAUAUCCAACAUUUUGGACCAACAGCAAAAAAGAAAAAAAAAAAGAAAAAUUAUAAAAAAAAAAAAUAUAAUUGACAAUAUCGUAUUUAAACAAAUUCAAUAACCAAAAAAGAUCAACGAUGAUGCCGAGCAUGAUGCUCUCUCGCAAAAGUAUUAAACAACAUCCAAAUGUAUUAAAGCCAGAAUACAACAAACAAAAAAUAGUAAAAUAAUUAAAUAAAACACAUACAAAAACACACACACACACAAAUUGUUGCUUAUGUUAAAUGAAAACCCACCGCUUGCUGCGCGUUUCAAGUUGAUUAACUAAUACGAGAACAAAUUACACUGCAAGAAAAUUUGCGCUUGUUUCGAUUUGUUCAUUUUGUAUGAAAGUUUCAAUUAAUUAUAUUAAUAAUAAUAAUCGAAAAGAAAUUAACAACAACUAUACGAUCAUUCCAUUAAGCUAAAGUCGCGCUAGAAGAAGGUGCCCUCCCCAUGCAUUUAAACCUUCGGCAACUUGAGCAUAAAAACAGUUUUGUAAAUGUAAUGUAAUGCUUAA